Messenger RNA from Coregonus clupeaformis (lake whitefish), 841 nucleotides. Its product is annotated as mediator of RNA polymerase II transcription subunit 9. NCBI's taxonomy places the organism in Eukaryota, Metazoa, Chordata, Actinopteri, Salmoniformes, Salmonidae. Gene Ontology annotation, cellular component: mediator complex. The coding region runs from base 9 to 323 and encodes 104 amino acids. The transcript has 2 exons. The record is from RefSeq and is a predicted model, not a curated record. Gene Ontology annotation, molecular function: transcription coregulator activity. Gene Ontology annotation, biological process: regulation of transcription by RNA polymerase II.
CCAGUCAAAUGGUAUCGACCGUGAUGGCGACGAGUCAACCAAAGCAAGAAGGCGAGAACAAUGAUUGCUCUCUUCUCCCUUUGGUUCACGACAUUAUAAAAUGUAUGGACAAAGAUAGUCAAGAUGUCCAUCAAGAACUGGCCAAGUUGAAGACAAGGAUCCAGGAAGCGCGCGAGCAGAUCGGAGCCAUGCCCGGAAUUGACAUGAGCCCGUCGGAGCAGCAGCAUCAAUUAGAGACGCUGCGGGAGCAAGUCAGUACCAAGAAUCAGUUACUGCAGAAAUACAAGAGUUUGUGUAUGUUUGAGGUCCCAAAAGCGUCGUGAGAGAUGUUUGACAGUUCUAAAGAAACUAACUGAAUUCAGGAGACACUUGGAGAGGGACACUCAUGUACUGAAAAGUAUAUAUAUUUGUAUUUAGAGGACUGAGAAAUACUUUAACAAACGAACGAUUACCAUCAUUUGAAAUCGUGGGAAAUAAACUUGUUCGUAUGGAUUCUUUUUUGGUAUUCCAUCUCUUGGCUUCCUGUUGUCUCAUUUGCCUUUCCAACCUAAAAACUCGUGCAGUAUAACUUGAGAACUCAUCCCCUCUUUGUUGUCAAAACAACUCCAGAAAUUAUUUUAUUUCACUAUAACACUACCUUCAGGCACGAUCUUUUUGUAUUGUAAACUGUCCCCUUUUUACUUUGUAAAAAAUUAAGUAUCGAUACUGAAUUAUAAUGCCAUCAAGUUUGUACAUGCAUUGGCUUAUUAUUUUAGGUAAUGAUAUUGUCGGUGUGCUAUUCAGUUUGAGUGCAGCAGAUUUUCAAUGCAGUAGGCCUAAAAUAAACCUUUUGUUGUUUUAA